Messenger RNA from Orbicella faveolata, 5249 nucleotides. RefSeq lists its product as uncharacterized. Gene Ontology annotation, molecular function: protein binding; G protein-coupled peptide receptor activity; protein kinase activity. The record is from RefSeq and is a predicted model, not a curated record. Gene Ontology annotation, biological process: hormone-mediated signaling pathway; protein phosphorylation; adenylate cyclase-activating G protein-coupled receptor signaling pathway. Gene Ontology annotation, cellular component: plasma membrane. Lineage: Eukaryota; Metazoa; Cnidaria; Anthozoa; Scleractinia; Merulinidae.
AAGAUUUCAAAUAUCACCUUUCCAACAGCUGUAAAUUAUUGGUAAAGUUAAAGAAUGCACUUUUUUGUACAAAUUUUGAUUACAGUUUCGUGCACGUGUUCGAGAAUCGUGAAAAGUGAAUUUUUUUGUUUCGUGAUUCGUGAAAUCGAAAAUUUACUAUCGUGACUUCGUGACAAGAUCCCCCUUGCCCCCACUCAAUGAUGUCAUCUAUACGUCUAUCCUCAAAUAGAUCAUAUGUAAGAAACAGUCACGGCGACUUAUUAUAAUAAACGCGAUAGAAAUCUAAAGUUCAUGAUCUAAAUGUUAAAUAGAACUAAUAGAGUGGACGUUUGGAACAAUGAGAAAUGCUGCGAAAUAAAGAAACAGGCUAGAGUUUGAAACCUUUUUCGAAUUCUCUCAAACUUCCACAAGUUUUUGGUAUAACUCGAUUAUAAGUCGAUAGAAACCCGAGGAAAUUGUUUUCUAUUUCUCUCAGAAAUCACUACGGAAAAGAGAGGAAAAACAGUGGUUUCAUUUGAUUAUCAAAAUGUAAACUUCCUUUGCUGGCACCAUCACUACGUCAACAGCUAGUGUUUGUUCUGUGUUUCUAAAAGAAAUGGAAAACGAUUUCUUUGCGUUUAGUUCAAUCUUUUCCAUGCCUUAGUGGCACCUGGAGGUAAAGGUUUUUUACCCCUGGAGGAAAAGGCUUAUACGUUUCUUACCGUUAUCUUUUUUUAAUCAACAGGAGCUUACGGUCCAAUGAAAUAAAACUCCUAGAGGAAGGAAUGUUCAGCCAAAGAAGUAAUUUAACGUAUCUAUAUCUACAAGACAAUUUCAUAGAAGUUAUUCCGGAUAAAUUGUUCAAGGAUCUUUGGAAACUGAAAGUUCUGUUACUGAACAACAACAUGAUAAAAAGAAUAUCAAAGUACACUUUCGAGGGGUUAACAUCUUUAGAAGUUCUGUAUUUAGACAAUAACAAGAUAAUGGACUUCUCUCCUGAAACCUUCCACGCAUUGGACAAGUUAAGAAGACUCACGAUGGAUCAUUUCACUCAAUGCUGCUACGCAGUAAAAGCCAUUCCUCAAUUAAACUGUAAAGCACCGACUGAUGGUUUCUCAAGCUGUGACGAUCUCAUGAAAAAUAGAACUCUCCAAAUAUUCAUAUGGAUUCUUGGUAUCAUGGCAUUUGCCGGGAAUUUAAUUGUUGUCGCAUGGAGGUGCUUCGUGAGGGAAGACAAUCGAGUUCACUCGUUCCUAUUAACAAAUUUAGCAGUGUCAGACUUUCUAAUGGGAUUAUAUUUGUUAAUAAUUGCCAUCAAGGACACUCAGUGGCAAGGAGAGUAUUUCAAACAUGAUUUCACUUGGAGGACUGGCCAACUGUGUCAAUUUGCCGGUGUCCUGUCGAUGAUUUCAAGUGAGGUUUCUGUGGCAAUGUUAACAAUCAUUACAGCUGACAGACUCGUGUGUAUUGUAUUUCCAUUCCGAUUCAAGAGGCUUUCCCUUAGACGUGUAUAUAUAUUGUGUGCGAUAGUGUGGCUCCUAGGAAUCGUUGUGUCUACAGUGCCACUCGUGGGGAUUGGAUAUUUUAUCGAUGACAACACAGGAUUUGGCUUUUAUGGUCGCUCGGCUGUGUGCCUUCCUCUACAGUUGUCAUCUGACAGACCAGCAGGAUGGGAAUAUUCCGUCUCGUUCUUCAUCGCUUUUAACCUCGUGGCCUUUAUUUUUAUGCUUGUUGCAUAUAUUGCGAUGUUUGUUACUGCAAAGCGAGUAGGUGGAGCAGUGAGGUCAACCAGCGUUAACCGUGAAACUGCUAUGGCGGCAAAAAUGAUGUUCAUAAUUCUUACAGACUUUUUCUGUUGGAUGCCAGUUAUCAUCAUCGGAGUUUUGUCUUUAACGGGAAAUUUGUAUGAUCCAAAGAAGCUUGUGUAUGUGUGGAUAGCAGUGUUUGUCCUGCCUGUGAAUUCAUCCAUCAAUCCUCUCCUUUACACAUUUUCCACAACAACAACCAGGAAAAAGCUAAGAACUUUAAGAGGAACUAUGAGGAUGUUUAUUUCCAAUAAUAUGUCCCGUUCUGCAGGAGCAAGAGGCAGAUUACAGCAAAGUGACUCACACCUUGAUAUGACCUUGUCAUCUGUGGCUACCCGUUUGCCUGACGAAAAACCGCCUACAGCUACUACCAAUUUAAAGAUUAUUGAAAUUUGUGACAUAUUCCACAGUAGUAACUCUGCUCAAGUGACCGGGUAUUUGACCUCUUGGGUUGAAAACGAAAGACUAGAAAUGUGCCUGUUAAAAUAUUUCUCAAGAUCUAAAGAGAGAGAAUGGAACAAGGAAAUUGAAGUGCUAAGAGAGAUUUCUAAAAACGGUGAGCAUGACAACCUGCUGACAUACCGCUGGCAUUCUGAAGCUUGUGCUUUAAAUAUAGCCGAUUUCCAAACUAUCAGGAUACCAUCUUUAAAAAAUAACGGCUUAUUGAUCUGCUUUACCUUUGUGUCAAGCAAAACAAUGGAUGAUUAUCUUAGAGAAAACGUCGGGACAUGUGCUCCAGGCAUUUUGCGACUUCUGAGCGUAAUGUUGGAUGUUAGUAGAGCUAUAGAACACCUCCACAAGAUAGGGAUCUGCCAUAAUGACAUCACGCCAUCCAACGUACUCAUUUCUUUCAGUGAAGGAGUUCAAUCUAUGAAGGGAGUACUUGGAAGUUUUGGGCGAGCCUUUAUACUCAGAAGCAAUGACAACUCAUGCUUGUUGCUCCGGGAAGAUCUACGACAAUUCCUCAACUUGAUGGAAACGGUUGCUGGCUACUACAAAACUGAAGGAACGAACCAACAAACCCAAGUGACAAAAAUAUUGCAAUUGUGCAGGGAAGAGGAGGAUGACAGACAGGACAUCCAACACGUCAGAGAAAUCUUGGAAGGGAUUUGUGGCUUCCCCGAGGAGAACACUCGACUUUAAAGUGCCACACGGAAGUAGUAAUGAAGAAAUACCCUUAAAUAAAAGUCGUGCCCUGUAACAAACGAUACACUCUAUUACGGUCGUAUCCUAUAAAAAACGUCAUGCAUGGUUUGCUAUGAAUUACGACAAAUAUAUUUGCAGGAGUGUUUAUUAUACUUGUACUCUUCUUUUAGUUAAGAACCACUAUAAAAUUAAAAUAUCCAUCACUGUAUUAGCAACCCUAACCAUGUCAGAAAACCAAGAUGGUGCUUAGUCUUGUGGACCUUUUUGGAAAGCGGUAAACUGCACGAGCAUCCCUGUUCAUUUGUUGCUAAUUCGUGUUUUAUCACUGUCAAUAAGGCUUGUCUGAACAACUCAUCAUUGUUUUGAAAGGAGUGCGGUAAAAACGCGCGUAUAAGAACCUAGGUUUUUUCAAGUUAGCCUCCAUAGGUUCUUAUAUGUUUACUGCGAAAUUAGGCUACCUAGGUCCUUAAUCAGGUUCUUCAUUUAUUUUUAACUUGUACUCAUGGGUGUGGCCUUUAUAUUAAAUCAUUCAUAGUAUAGUAUUGUGGUCUUAUAACACUGCCAGUGCUCUGGGUAAUUUUUGUUAUCCUUUUAUCGCGUGUGAUGAGCUGUAUUAUAUUUUAAAAAACUCUAUAUUUUGAAAAUAAGAACCUAUACUGAGAUUUUAGCCUAAAAUGGUUCUUUUGUGAAGGAUGCUUAACAGAGAAAUUUUAGCCUAACAGGUUCUUAAAUUUUAGGUUUUCAAACGCGGAUUUUUACUGUUAUCUGGAACAGCAAAACUAUUUGCUUCAAAAACGUUUUUGCUACAGUUUUGUAUUCAUAAAAUGUUUCUUGAACGCACGGUCUAGUUUGCAAAUCAAAAGGCUUUACAUAAAUGAGCGCCGCCUUGCCGACAAGGUGUUUUCGCAGUAAUUCACAGCAUUUCGUGCAUUAGGUUGCAGAGGAUUUGGAAAUUUACAGGUGAUUCAGUUUCAUCUAAUUUGAAAGUCAGCCAAGGACCUAGUUACCGGUAUGUUUAGUAGGGAACAAGGGAUAUUGCCGAAUUAUUUUCAGGGAACAAGGGGACCCCUGAUUAGAUUGUUGGGAUCAAAGGAACACUAAAGAUAUAGGUGCAUGGAAUAAUUACUGCAAAAAGAAACCAAAGAUUUCAAAUAUCUUUUUGGUUUAUAUAUAAUAUGGACUCGUCAAUAUUAUCACUCACUCACUCAUCGUCAUCGGGCCCAUGAGGACGCUUGAGGUCGGCCGUCAAUAUUAUACGUAAACCAAACAAAAAUGUGCAGAGCGCGAAAGGCCUGCGUACGAGUUUAGCGCUACAGUGUUACGCAGGAUAUGUGUAGGUAGCGGUUUCGCGUAAGAUGGAGAUGACAACACGAGUCAAAUGUUUGCUUUUCAUUUCUCAUUUCUUUAUUUACUCUCUUCCUACUCAAUAAGAUUGCGUGCUCCCUAUGGUUUAGCACUGUGUUUUGUGAAUGAUGAAUUAGUUUCUUGUUGUUGUAAAUGUGCGACCCAUUCUAGCAACCGUGUUUAAGAAUGGUACAGCAAUUACUUUAGUGUAUACUAGUAUAAGUGACCAUAGCUCCCUCUGCUAGUAGAAGGCUUUCCCUGUGUUAUUUUAUGUAACGAUGGGAGCCUAAAUAAAAGGUAAAAAAAUGCCUUUUGUGUCAUUUUUCCUUACAAUAUCUACCGUCACCUCGUUACCCGUUCCUCGCCCCCGUCCUUCACACCCUCGGGCUUCCGCUUUCACGCUCGCCUCCAGUUCUCUCGGCAUUCUUUCUUUCAUUCAGAACAGCCUAAAUGCUUUAAGCAACCAUUUUUUCCUCGACAGUGAUUCGUCAGAUUGGGAAAAAUAUUGAAAUUUGGAUGUUUUCUCGUGCUGUAAUUAGAUCCAUUCAUUUUUGAGGAUAAUAAACGAUAUAAUCACGAGAAUUCGAUUUAGUCCGGGUGCCCGUGACUGACUAUGGUCGUCCCGUUUACUUGGAAAGCUGGCAAAUUUUAACUUUACCAGAAUUAUUUCUUGGACCGUGGUAGUUAAUGCUAGGGUGGCAGUGGAAACUCUCGAGUGGGCAGUUUGUAGUUAUAUGUGUGAAAACAUUGCAACGCUGUGAUGGGAACUGCGAGUAACUCUGUACCACUAGUUCUAUAGAGACUAUGCUAAGAAUCAAACGUGUUGUGACUAGCUGCUUUCCUCAUAUGCUCACGUUGUCUAGGGUUGUGAGAGCUGUCUAGGAGGUGUGAGAGGUGUGAAAUUGAAAUACACACGUAGAAAUUAAAAAUAGUUCAUUAGGGAUGUCCCCCCGGAAAUUGCACUUAAUUAAGCAG